Vanessa atalanta (red admiral) is the source of this 4078-nucleotide messenger RNA. RefSeq names its product dymeclin. Bases 100 to 2217 code for a protein of 705 amino acids. The transcript has 17 exons. Gene Ontology annotation, biological process: Golgi organization. The record is from RefSeq and is a predicted model, not a curated record. Gene Ontology annotation, cellular component: Golgi apparatus. Lineage: Eukaryota; Metazoa; Arthropoda; Insecta; Lepidoptera; Nymphalidae.
AAUGAAUUCGUGGCUAAGGGAAAUAACAUCGCGAAAAUUUCGAUAAAAUUUUAAUUAAUGUUAGUAAUAUCACAGUUAAUACUUAAAACAUAAGGAAAAAUGGGGAUUGCUGUAACGAAAUAUUCGGACAUAUCAACGAAUGAAUUGGUAGCAAGAUUCUGUUCUAAUGAGAUAAUAUGUCCCAAUGACCCAUUUUGGAAUCAACUUCUCGCUUUUAAUAUACAGAUACCAACCAAUGUCGAGGAACAGCUGAUGUUAGAUUCUAGUGCAGAAUCUUUACUACAGAAAUUCUUACAAAAUAAUCCACAGACAGGCAAUCUGGGCUCUCUAGUACAGGUUUUUAUAACACGAGCAACGGAACUUUUAGCAGCACCAAAUUCGGACAAUGUAAUGUUAGCUUGGCAAAGUUAUAACGCUCUGUUCGUGAUACGGGCGGUUACUAAGUAUUUGGUGGAGCUGGUACCAGAAUAUGAACUCUGCAAACAUUUGGACGUGCAAGGGAGGACUUUGAAUUCCCCCACUCCACAAGAACAGUCACCAUCAUCGUCUCCAACACAAGAAACCAGCUCGCCAGACCUGCAGACAACCAAAGCCGUUAACGGGGAGAGCCGAGUUGAGAUGCUCAUUGAUGCCCUGAUCGGAUUAAUCAUUGAUGUGCCAAUAACCGACAACACUUACUACCUGCACCUGGAAUGCCUGAACACGCUGCUGGUGCUGAUGUCGGUGUACAUGUUCGCCGGCGUGCACGGACAGACGCAGCUCGUUGAAACGUCCUUGAUAUUCAGAACUCUUUUCCAAGGCAGAUAUAGCAUGCAUGCCCCUUUACUAGUGAAGACUCUACUGACAAAUCUUUCAGUGAUGUUGCCGGCCCCCCCACAGUUCGGGGCCCAGGGGCCCGGGAGCUUGUUGAUCAAUAUAGCGUCCAGCUUAUGGAGCAUGCUAACGUUCAGCCCGACCGCUCGCCAGACGAUAUACACGAACCCCCCCCUGGACAGGCACGAGCUGCUGGACCGUCUGAAGAAGGAGCACCCGGUGGCGAACCAGUCGUGUCUCCUGCUGCUGGCGCUCGCCAACCACUGCAUCCACGAGGAUAACUUGUAUCGAGUCGCUCUGCUGCACUGUGAAGACACAUCCGACACAUCAUCGACCACACCACACCGGGACACAAACGGCAGCGUCACUCAAGUAACUCCUCCUCGGAUAGACUUGGCCGCUCUCCACAAAGCCCUGUGCGCGACGGCGGGCUGCGAACAUUCCACCCUGCUGCUGUACCUGAUGCUGCACUCGUGUAAGGCGUACAAGCGCCAGGUCAGCAACGGACCGAAUAUUGAAAAUUUGUUAGUUCCGAUCCUGCAAGUGCUGUACAACGCCCCGGACAGCACCUCCCACCACAUUUACAUGUCGCUGAUAGUGCUCCUGAUAUUGACCGAGGACGACUCGUUGAUUAAAAACGUGCACCUAAUCAUGCUGAAGAACAUCCCGUGGUACACGGAGCGCUCCAUCUCCGAGAUCUCGCUGGGCGGGCUGGCCGUGCUGGUGGUGGUGCGCGCGCUGCAGUACAACAUGGCGCGCGUGCGCGACAAGUACCUGCACACCAACUGCCUGGCCGCCAUCGCCAACAUGAGCUGUGAAUUCAGGAACCUCCACCCGUACGUCGCCCAACGUCUCGUGUCGCUGUUCGAGACGUUGACGAAGCGGAGGGCGAGGCUGUGUACCGAGAUAGAGGGAGGUGAUAUAAAUAGUAUAGAAUUGCCACAUCACGCAGAAGAAAAAACAGAAGAAAUUAUGGAACACAUAGCAGUCCUGGAUGAAGUUCUAAGGAUGCUCCUCGAAAUAAUCAACUCGUGUCUCACGCAUCAGCUUUCGAACAAUCUGAACUUAGUGUACGCUCUGCUUCACAAACGGCAGCUGUUCCAGCAGCACGCUCAUCAUCACAUCGCGCAGAACAUUGAAAUGGUGAUUGGUUAUUUCUCGACUCGACUACAGAGGGUGCAAGAGGGUGCGGGUAGUGACCUCGGAGUGACGGAAGUGUUACAGUGCAUUAAGAAGGGAGCGGAGCAGUGGUCCAGUGAUAGGCUUAAGAAAUUCCCCGACCUGAAGUUCCGCUACGUGGAGGAGGACCGGCCCGAGGAGUUCUUCACGCCGUACGUGUGGGCGCUGGUGGCGGCGUGCGGCGGCGUGUACUGGGCCAGCGAGCGCGCCGACCUGCUCGCGUGAUGGCGGCCCAUCCGGCUGCAGAGGACCGGCCCUCGACCGUAGCUCCUAUACUUAUCGUUUCGAUAUAUGUUUUUAUUCUAGCUCGUAUUCAAGUGGAUAUUUAUAAUCUUGUCCAGUUUGCGCGCUGUGGGAAUGGGAAUCACGAAUUAAGAAGCGAUAGCAAAUGAAUUCUGAAAAUAAUUUUCCAACUCUAAAUAACAUUUUAAGAGAUUAUGUCUGUAGAUAUUUAUGUAGGUGUUUGUAUGUAUUUAUUUUAAAAUUUGGGAUAGACUUGUGAAUAAUUUACCUUUCUUUCUAUUUAUUAAUGUGCUGUAAUGAUAUCAUUAUCAAUAAUUUAAUUGUACAAUCGUGAAUCGAUUAAAUAACGCAUCAGGAAAUCUCAAGCAAGAUGUCUACACCAAGAAACAAGCAUUGAUAUACAUACGUAUAUUCUACGUCAGACAAUUAUAAGCUAUUUAAUUUCAGCAUCACACAUUAUUUAGGAUUUUCACCACUUAUUAGCGCCGCUCCGUGCACGUCCACGCAUAAAUACUGAUAAAACAACACUAAAGUCAGGUGUACGGACAACAGUACAGUUCACUCGAAAAUUUAUUGUUCAAUCUAACGCUAGUACUAAGUUAGAACGCGUGCAUCUUAACCGAUGAUUUCGGGUUCAAAGCAGCGUGGUGGAAUAUGCUCCAAAACUUCUCCUCAAAGGGAGAGGAGGCCUUAGCCCAGCAGUGGAAAAUGUACAGGCUGCUAAAAUUAACUCACAAUGACAUGACAUCGAGCAUCGACGCGAGUUUGCCGACGUCACCGACGACACGCUGGCCGCGGACCGCAAGCGUCUCAGUUCCGAAAGACCCAUAUCCCAUUCUCAUCGCGCGGGACUCAUAAUACCGAUACCUCUGGUGUUCUUUGUUUAAUUGAACCGUAUUAAUUAUAUUGGAAUAGUUUUUUUAAUUAUAAUAAUUGGUGUAAACUUUGUGCAUCGGAGGUAUUUAUAUACGGAUGUCAUGAGAUAUGACAUAUUUAAACACAGUCAGACACUGGUCUCUCCAGAAGUAAAUGUAUAAAUAAUUCAAUUUGAACUGAAAAAAAUAAUAUUUUAUUUAUUUAUUAAUCCUUAUUAAUUAUACUUAGUGAUAAGAACAACAGAUUGUCUUUGUUUUUUUUUGUCCAGUGACGUAGAUUUUCUAGAAAGAAUGUCUACUCUUUACAAUGAAUUAUAUAUAUCUUGUAAUUGUUUAGUACCCGUAAUGAUUAUAAUUAUGAUGAUUUAUAUGUCUAGAUAAAGUGAUUUAUAAAAGAACUAACACAAAUGGGCCGACUUUAUUAUUGUACGCACACAUAGGCGUUAGUAAGCUAUCCUUGAGUCUCGUCUAUCUUAACUUCAUUCUAUUAUAUUAGUGUGCGUGUACUUAGUGUCCAACUGUUGGCUACUAUUUGUUUCGACGUGUUCUCAGCUUUGACAGUCUAUCUAGACAUAUAUAUAAUAGAAGAUUUAUCAGUAUAAAAAAAAGCAAUCCAUUAUUAUAAAAUAUGGUUAAAGGAAAAUAGUUUAUUAUCUGUAUUGGAAUAACUCGGUAGUGUUAUGAACCAUAGACAAUUUUGCAGUGGCUUGCUAUCCAUAGAUAAUAAAAUAUUGAGUAGAAUAAAGUUUAUACUAUGGAAUUGUAAAAAAUUUUUGAAAAUUUAUUUCAAGUGUUCCUUUGUAUGUUCAUUUAACAAAUUAUAUUUAUACAGACAUAUGUCGUAUGUAUGUACUUUGUAUAUACAGCCUUAUGGAGGGCACAGCGAAGUAAUGAUGGGAGGGGGAAAUACAAUAUCAUAUUUAAACGACAUGCAAAUAUACACGUCACUUGUGUAGCGAUUAUUUGUA